This is a messenger RNA of Paramecium pentaurelia, 4403 nucleotides long. The record is from the annotation of a GenBank genome assembly. Lineage: Eukaryota; Ciliophora; Oligohymenophorea; Peniculida; Parameciidae.
AUGUAAAAAGACAAGCCUACGCCUUAGAUUUUUGCAUAUAAAGAUGACAUCAAUGGAAGAGUGACAGCAAUUUUUUAAUGGAGUUUUGACUUUAAUUUCUUAGUUUGUGGAGGUGAUAAAUCAGUAAUUUAUGUGAUCGAUAAGUAUUAAUAAUUUAUGAAAUUAGGCGAGGGAAGCGUUUAAAGGAUAUUUAAUUGGCAACAAAUAAUAAAUUAUUGUAAUUAGAAUGGGAUAAAGAUGGUGAAUAUGUUUGCAUUGUAUAGGUAUUGAAGAAUGAAAAUUUAAAAAGGAUGGUCUCAAUCAUGUAAAUUUAUGGGCACCUUUUUCUAAUACUUCUUAAUUGAUUCAAAUAGAAUUAGACAAUCAAAAAGCAAAAGUGUCAUAUGCUAAAUGGUCUAAAAGUCAUGGAAUAUUAGCAAUAGGAUCAGAUAAGGGUGGUUUAUUAUUCUAUACAAAGAAGCAAGCAAAGAAAUUACCUACAAUGGGAAAGCAUAGCAAGAAAAUUAUUAGUGGAGAUUGGAAUAAUGAAGGAUAUUUAAGUAUGUAUUAACAAAUAUAUUAUUAUAGUAACAAGUGGUGAAGAUAAAUUCUUAACAGUUUCAAAUUACAAUUCAGAAACUAUGUUUGAAUCAAUUCCUGUAAAAGCAGAAGCCAAAAAUGUACUAUGGUCUAGAUCUAAGACAGAAUCAAGAGAUUAGAGUUAAAGAACAGUCACAGCAAUAAUUCAAUAAAAAACAAUUAUUAUGUUUGAAUUAGGCAAGAAUCAUAAAAUGCCUGAUGAAUUAAUGUUUGAAAAUAAAUAUGGCAAAAUAGUAGAUUAUACUAUUUUUGGUGAUGGAUAUUUGGUAAUAGGAUUUAGUGAAGGAUAUGUAGUACACAUUUCUACACAUAAAAAAGAAAUAAGUAAUUUUUUAUAUUUAUUUUAUUAGAAGAUGAAGUACAAAGUGAAAAACUAUUGAAGUAAGUGGAUGCUAUUUGUACAAAUGAUGGUACCUAUAAAUUGGCAGUAGCAGGUGAUGGUUUUAUCAAAAUGGUUAAUUUACAAACUUGGAAAGAAAUACCUACAGAAUCCAUUUUAUUGCCACCUGAUUGUGGUCGUGUUUCUAAAAUGUAAUAUUUAUAUUUAAUAAUUCAGGACUUGGAGUUAAAAUGGAUAAAUUUUAGUUGUUUCUACUGAGAAAGGUAGUAUAAUAGGUUAUUAAACAUCAAUUCCAACUUUAACAGCUUCAUAUGCAUCUAUGAUUGCAUUAUAAUAAUCAUUUACAGAAUUUUCCAUUUAUUCAACUUAAGAGUAAACCUUAAAUGAAAUUUCUUAAGUUAAUUUAGAGAAUGAACCUAAUUAAAUUUCUAUGAGUAUUUAAUACUUUGCAGCUGGAAUCAACAAUAUUGUUUAUUAUUUUAAAUAUUUGGAAAUAAAAAAUAAUAAAAUAAUAAAACCUGCUACCUAAAUUAUAAAAAUGGAUUAUUUAGGAUAUGUCAAUCAAAUCAUUUUGAAUAAUGAUUUUGCUGCUGUCUUAAGUAAUAAUGUUUGUACUUUUCAUAAAAUUGAAUAAACAGGUGAUUAUAUUAAAUAGUAAUAUAUUUAUUAAAUUUUAAUAGAUAAUUCCCUGAUAAUGAUUAAGAUAAACCAAUCUUACAUAUAGGAUUAACUAAGAAUUUCUUAUUUUUAUUAGAUUCUUAAUCUAAAAUUAGAGUCUAUAAUAUAUAUGAAAAAUAAUUCAUUAUUGAAUUCAAAAAUGAUUAUAAUUUGACUAAAAUCUUUCCAAAUUUUAGUGGAACAAGAUCAAUUUGUAUUAAUAAUAAAGGUUAAGGUUUUUUAUUUGAAGCAUCUAAUGAAUUAUUAACUAAAAUAUCUGAAUUCCCAGAAAAAACAGAAAGAAUUAUUUGGGAUCAAAAAGAUCCAAAUUUAUUUGUGACAUAAGAAACAAUUUAUCUUACAACUUUUAUAGUUAAUAAGAAUAAUUUUUAAUAAGAAAUGGUACAUGCAGUAUUAGAAUAUUUGUCAAUGGAAGAUUUACAAAAGUCUGCAUCUCCAAAACUAUCUAUAACUGAAUUAGAAAAAGGAAUUUAAGCAUUAAGUUUAACUAAUGGUACUUUAAAAUGUUUUACAAUGACUAGAAAUGUUAUAGGUUAACCAUUAAUUAGUCAUUCUUAUUUGAAAUAAUAUAAAGGAGCUGAUGAUACAAAUGAUGGACAUUUUAGAUAUUUUUUAUAAAAUCUAGCCCUAUUUAAAUUUUCUAAUGCAUAUAAAGCAGUUGUAAAUCUAAAGAAUCUAAAAUUAUUUGAUACUUUUGGUAGAAGAUGUUUAGAAAAUCUAGAAUUCGAUGUUGCUUAAAAAUCAUUCUAAUCUGCCAAUAAUAUAUCUAUGGUUAUGAUGAUAUAAAGUUUUAAAAAUGAAUCUGAAAAGAAUUUAUUAUUUGCAUAUGUUGCAAUGAUUUUAGGAUAACAUGAUUUGGCUUAAGAUUUGUUCUUAAAAUCAUCUUAUAGAUUAGGAGCACUAGAAUUAAGAAGUGAUAUCUAAGAUUAUGUUAAUGCUUUAUCUUUAGCCAAAAAGAUUGCACCAGAAUAAGAACCAUUUAUUUGCAAAAGACUUGCUAUCUAAAUAGAAACAUAAGGUAAUAAUCCAGAAGCAGUCAAAAUGUAUGAGAUGGCUAUGUUGAAUGAAAAAUUACAUGAUUCUAAAACAGUUGAAACACAUAAUCAAUAAUGUGUAGCUGGUAUUGCUCGUUGUUCAAUCAAGAUGGGUGAUAUAUUAAGAGGAUCAAGUCUAUCAAGACAAAUUUCAGAUCCUUUGAUAUUAUAGGAAAUUGCAUUAGUGUGUGAAAAUAUGAAAUUUUAAGUUGAAGCUGCAGAAUUAUAUGAAUAAGCUGGUUGUAUAGAAAAGGCAGCUACUAUUUAUAUUACAUAAAAGAUGUUUAAAUAAGCUGCACCAUUAAUGAAUAAAGUUAAAUCUCCAAAAUUAUUAAUAUUAUAUGCAAAAGCAAAAGAAAGUGAAGGAGCUUUCUAAGAAGCAGAAAAUGUAUAUGAAAAAGCUGAAGAUUGGGAAAAUGUUGUUCGUUUAAACUUAAAUUAAUUAAAUAAUAUUGAAAGGGCUAAAUUCAUAUUGCGUAAUAAGUGUAAAACAGUGACUCUUGCAUUAAUGGUUGCAUAAUAUUGUGAAAGAAGAGGAUCUAAAGCAGAAGCUGUUGAAUUCUUAAUAUUGGCUGAAAAAAAAGAAUAAGCAUUUGCUUUGGCUCAAAAUUAUAAUGAAAUGGAUUCAUAUGUAGAACAUAUGAAAGCAUUUUCACUUGAAGAAAGAUUAUAAGUAGCAUAAUAUUUUGAAGGAAAAAAUUAAUUAGAUAAAGCUGCAUUUCAUUAUGAGAAAGCCUAAGAUCCAAUGAAAGCUUUGAGAUUAUAUUAAUAAGCAGGAGAGGAAUUUAUUAAUGAUAUGAUAGACUUAGUUGCUCGUAAUAAAUAAGAUAGUCUAAUUUAACAUUUAUCAGAUUAUAUUAAUGGAGAUACUGAUGAUAUUCCUAAAGAUCCUAUUUAUUCAUUGAAAUUAUAAAAAGCUAUUGGUAAUUUAGCAGCAGUUGGAAGAAUUGCUAUUACUAUUGCAGGAUCAGAAUAAGAAUGUGGUAAAUAUAAGGAAGCUCAUCAAUUUUUAUUUGAAACUUGUGAGGAUUUGAAAUCAAGUGGAAAUUAAAUACCAUUUGAUUUAUAUUAAAAAUUGAUGACUUUACAUUCAUAUACAUUAGUUAAAAAGAUUAUGAAAUUAGAAGAACAUGAAGAUUUAGCAAAAUUAUUAGAUAGAGUAUGUAAAAGUAUUAGUUAAUUUCCUAAUGGUGCAACAAAUAUUUUAACUAUGGCUGUAAUUGAAGCUACAAAAGCUAAUUUUAAGUAAUUAUUUGAAUUAAAUUAUAGAUCAUUAGCAUAUUAAUGGGCUAUUACAUUAAUGAAAUAAGAAUAUAGAUAAUAAAUAAAUGAAAAAUUUAAAACUAAAAUUGAAAAUAUAGCUAGAAAACCAGUAAAAGAGGAAACUCCAGAUAAGAAAACACCAUGUCCAUUUUGUGGAGUAUAAUUUAAAAUGAUUAUUAGGAAUUUGUUAGUGAAUUUUGUCUUGAUUGUCCAAAAUGUUCAAAUAAUAUUCCAUUUUGUAUUGCAUCUGCAAAGUAAUUAAUAUUAUUAAUUUCAGACAUAUAGUAGCAGAGUAAUGUUGUUUGUGUCCAGAAUGUAAAUUUCCUGCAAACAUUUAAUAUUUCAAAAGAAUCCUAGAAAUUGAACCAAUUUGUCCUCUUUGUCAAAAAUAAAUACGUCCAUAAGAUUUAAAGGAAGUAUAUAUUCUAAAUCUAUAUAAAUUUUAGGUUCCAAAAGAAGAAGUACUUAAGUUAAAGAGGAAGGCUGCAGCUGAAGAAAAAAAAUAAUGA